Cucurbita pepo subsp. pepo (vegetable marrow) is the source of this 2074-nucleotide messenger RNA. NCBI's taxonomy places the organism in Eukaryota, Viridiplantae, Streptophyta, Magnoliopsida, Cucurbitales, Cucurbitaceae. The record is from RefSeq and is a predicted model, not a curated record.
UCUUUCAUUUGUUAAGUCUUGAAAGCAGAAGAAAGAAGCCGAGGUAGCUCAGGUCAUAUCGCUCCUCGGUCUCUUCUCUGUUCUUUCUUUCCUUUAUUCUUUCACAAGGUCAAGCUAUUUUAUGGUCUCUGCUCUGGAUCCUUAAUUUUUGUUCAAGUUCGUUAUCCAAACACUAGGUAAAGCUGCUGUCGAGGAUUGAAUUUACUCUCUUGUCCCCGGAACCUUCAAACACUUUUUUUCCGGUUCUUGUUUUCGGGGAGCUCGGCAGAAGGAAAAGAGGCUCCUAGCACAAGGUAGCUUGUCUCGCCUUUCAAAAGGGAUGGGAACGGUUGAGAACAAAGUGACGAACGGGUGCGUAACGCAUGUGAAUCUGCGGAACUGUUCGAGCUAAAUCCUGAAUGAAGCUAAAAAGUUAAGUUAAAAAAUGUAUUAAAAUAAAAAGAAAACUAAAUUAAUUAGGAGAGUUUAACGAAUAUGAUUUGAAAUUAGGGGUAGGUAAGGUUUUGCGUAGAAAAUUUGUAAAAACUGUUAAGUCUUCAUUCAUUUUUUAGAAACCAGCAGGAGAGUUCGGCGGCGGAGGGAGAAUGGGAAAGCGAGACAAGAAACAGAAACAUCACGACGGACAUUCUCGUCGAAGGGAUUUCAAGUUUAAUUCAGAAGGAGAUGUUGUGGAAGAUGGUGAUCUUCAUAGCUAUCCAGUAGUAGAAGAAGAAGAAGUUGAAGAAGAAGUAGUAGAAGUGGAGGAGGAGGAGGAGGAGGAGGAGGAACAAGAAACAAGCAAUGAGGGCUCAUCAGUGGAUAUUCCUUCGAAAUUUCAACUCUAUCAACAAUCAGUUCAGUCACCCAAGGGAGAUAUAAGUUAUUUGCACAAGUUUUUUUUAAUGUACGUGGGAGGUAGGCAGCCGAUCCAUUUCCAAGAAGAUUUUUGUGGCACUGCACUUUUGAGUAUAGAAUGGCUUCGAAAUGAUUCACGUAGGACUGCUAUAGGUUUGGAUCUUGAUCUUGAGGCAUUAACGUGGUGCAUGGAGAACAAUGUUAACCGAAUUGGAGCCGACGGAUAUUCAAGAAUCUCUCUUUUUCAUGGAAAUGUUCUGCAUCCUUCAGAGGCCAGACUUGUGAAUCCAAAGCCCGAGGAGGAGCUGAUUGAAAAUUUAACAUUGGAAGAUAGCAAAGAUAAUCUCGAAGCCAGUGCAUCAAAAUCCAUUGUGAAAGAGGAAUCUGCCUCUAACGAUAACAACUAUAUAAAGAGGAACAUUACAUUGCCUGCCAGAGAUAUUGUGUGCGCAUUUAACUACAGCUGUUGUUGUCUCCAUUCACGUAAAGAUCUUGUUAUGUAUUUUAAGCAUGCCCGUGCUAGCUUAUCCAGAAAAGGUGGGAUAUUUGUCAUGGAUUUGUAUGGCGGUACCUCGUCAGAACAGAAGUUGAAGCUUCAAAGGAAAUUCGCUAAUUUUAAGUAUAUCUGGGAGCAAGCUGAGUUCGACAUCAUUGGACGUAAAACGAGGAUUAGCCUCCAUUUUGAUCUUAAGAAGCAGCAGAAGAAGCUUCGCCAUGCAUUUUCAUACAGCUGGAGACUGUGGUCCUUACCAGAGAUCAAAGACUGUUUGGAAGAGGCUGGAUUCAGAUCCAUCCACAUUUGGAUUCGGCAGAUGCCGGACACCGAAGAGAUUAGAAGUAUAGAGGGGUUUGGCGCAGGAAGUGAAGUGAAAUAUGAGGAGGUCGAAACUUUUCAACAAAAGGAUUCUUGGAACGCAUAUAUUGUUGGUGUUUCAUAGUUUUGAGCACCCAGAAAUUCUAUGAUCUUGGGCAUUCGAUUUUCAUGUCGUUUUCGUUGGUGUCUGAAACAAAACUAUAGUAGCAAGGGAGACAAGGUAGGCAAAUAAGGUAUUUCCAGCUCAUCCCAUGAUUGCUAAUGUUCUCUUUUUUAGUUCUUACAGUUCAUUGGUCAAAGUUCCUCCAAUAUGAAGUGGUUUCUUAGCUGCAGUAUGGUAUACCUUACCACAGUUCUAACUGUGAUUUUUCCUCCAAGGUUCUACUUAUAUAGCUGAGUGCAAAUUCUAAUUUUUAUUUUUUGGCA